This is a messenger RNA of Leptopilina heterotoma, 1658 nucleotides long. Its product is annotated as cyclin-K-like. Lineage: Eukaryota; Metazoa; Arthropoda; Insecta; Hymenoptera; Figitidae. Bases 354 to 1565 code for a protein of 403 amino acids. The record is from RefSeq and is a predicted model, not a curated record. Gene Ontology annotation, biological process: positive regulation of DNA-templated transcription, elongation; regulation of transcription by RNA polymerase II. Gene Ontology annotation, cellular component: nucleus; cyclin/CDK positive transcription elongation factor complex. Gene Ontology annotation, molecular function: cyclin-dependent protein serine/threonine kinase activator activity. The transcript has 6 exons.
UCAUUAGUCAGUCACGAACUGAAAAGUGGUACGUGUCUCACGCGUUUACUCCAAAUCAGAUUGCAACAAAAAAAAAAAUUGUGUAUUGUGUUUUUGUUACAAAAAACGAAAUGUCAUUUUUGUUAAUAUUAUUUUAAAAUUUUUAUUUAUUAAAACAUUUUUUUGUUUUUCAUGCUUUUUUUUGCUUUAAUGAAAACUUUGCGUGUGGUUAGAAAAAGAAAAACUCUAAAAGUGAAUUUAAAAAUUUCCCUUCUAUUUACGGAGCAUAGGAAUUUUCGAUAAAUUUGGAAAUUAUUUCGAAUACAUUCAGAUUGUACAAUGUAUUCGGAAAAAAUAAGAGGUAUUACGUAAAGAUGUUUGUGUAUUUCGAGAAAGAGGAACUUGUUAAUACGCCGUCAUUUAGAGAUGGAAUUAAUGGUGAGACCGAGACGCAAUACAGAAAAGAGGGAAUCAAUUUUAUUCGAAAUAUGGGCGAAAAAUUGAGUCUUGGAUAUAAUACAAUUGCAACAGCUGUCGUUUAUUUUCAACGAUUUUACAUGGCCCAUUCUUUUUCCGAGUUUCCUUUAUAUAUUACCGCAUGCAGUUCGUUGUUUCUUGCUGGAAAAGCGGAGGAAACGCCAAAACGAAGUAAAGAUCUUUUGAAAGCUGCUUGGGAUAUAUUCGCCAAUGAUGCGGCUGAAAUUAUCGAGAAAUUCGGCGAAACUCCAAGGGAAAGUGUCAUGAAAUGCGAGAGUGUUUUACUCCAAACGGUUAAUUUUGAAUUCGACAUUGAACACCCCUACAAAUAUCUUGUAAAAUAUGCCAAAUAUUUGAAAGGAGAGAAAACGAAAAUUCAAACUAUUGUUCAAAUGGCAUGGAAUUUCGUCAAUGACAGUUUAAGUACAACAUUGUGCCUUGAAUGGGAGCCGGAGGUGAUAGCCAUAGGUUUAAUUAACGUGUCAGCGAAAUUUAAUAAAUUCAAAAUCGACGAUUGGAAGGGACGAAAGCCAAGUCACACAAAAUGGUGUGAUUUAUUCAUUCUCAAUUUAGAAAAUUCCGUAUUGGAGGAUAUUGGCAAUCAAAUUCUGGAUUUGUAUACACCAAAAAAUAAAGAGAUGCGUGAAUCUGGAAAUGCACCCUUGUCGCUUGCAUCGUCAGGAACGCCAAGUUCUUCAACCUCAUCUCCCAAUGAAUCUCUCUCCAUGUCCAUAGAAGAUUCAAAUCAAAUGGUAAUUGGAGCAAAUUCAAAUAAUGUUGUCCACAUUCCGGGACUGCCACCAGUGGAUUUUUCAGUACCGCCACCAGUAAUAUUUUCAACGCCACCACCGCAAAUUAAUGUCUUUGUACCGCCACCAGUCGUACAUUUACCACUACCAUCGCCAAUUAAUUCAAUGUUACCGCCAGUGCCUGCAAAUUUAUCUGUACCGCCACCAAAUUUUUUCCCCAAUCAGUGCAAUUUUAAUGUUUCAUCGUCCCCAUCGCCAGUCACGCCCGUUCAAGCGUUUAAGCAAAAAAUAAAUUAUUCCUGUUUUUCAACACCAGACUCACCAUUUAAUAAUCAAUUAAAUUAUUCAACAAAAACGUGAUUUCUAUCUAAAUUAGAAUGUAUCUUUUUUUACAUUUUUUUUUCGUUAUUUAUUUUUAGUGUAAAUAAAAUUGUACAUAAUUUGUUUUACAAA